CUUCGAUCCUAAGAAAACGACUUUUCAUGAUUUCAUAUAAUAAAUACACAACAAAGUAAAAUAAAGAUAGAAACAAAUCGAUUUCACGAUUUUAAUUUGAAUUAAUUCAUAAUCCAUUUACAUAUUUGUGCGUGUGUGUGAGAGAUUAAAAUAGUGUGUGUUAGAAGAAAUGGCGGGGAGGUCAGGAUCGUCGAUGAUGAUGACGGUGACAAACACGCCGUCGAAGGAUCUAGCGUAUACAAAUUGCGCGUAUUGUUCACCGUCCGAUCUCCGUCAAUUUAUUGUUCCUGGAUCUAAACUCGCUUUUGCUCUCGUUGGUGAAGUCUUCGUUCUCUCCAUUUCUGCGUAUGAUACCAUACAAAGUGGGCAAAUUGGGCUUAAUGCCAUCCAACGGCGUUAUGCAAGAGUAUCUACAGGAGAUUCAAUACCUGUUAGCAGGUUUAUCCCUCCUGAAGAUUUUAACAUCGCAUUACUUACCCUUGAGUUGGAAUUUGUUAAGAGAGGGACUAGAGAAGAGCAGGUUGAUGCUGUUGCUUUAGCUCAACAGCUUCGGAAAAGAUUCAACAACCAGAUUUUGACAUCAGGACAAAGGGUAACUUUUGAGUUUCUUGGCAACAGCUAUAUCUUCACGGUCAACCAAGUUGCCGUGGAAGGGCAGGAAAAAUCAAGCGGUGAUAGAGGCAUGCUUUCUGGCGAUUCAUACAUUGUGUUUGAAGCCCCCAAUUCUAGCGGAAUAAAGAUUAUUAAUCAGCGAGAGGCUGCUAGCAGCAGCAUUUUUAAGCAAAAGGAUUUUAACCUUCAAAAACUGGGCAUUGGUGGUCUGAGCAAUGAAUUUGCUGAUAUUUUUAGAAGAGCUUUUGCUUCCAGGGUUUUUCCUCCACACGUGGCAAGCAAACUGGGUGUAAAGCAUGUGAAGGGAAUGCUGUUAUAUGGUCCUCCUGGUACCGGCAAGACUCUAAUGGCUCGCCAGAUUGGAAACAUGUUAAAUGGGAAGGACCCAAAGAUUGUAAAUGGACCUGAAGUGCUAAGUAAAUUUGUUGGUGAAACUGAGAAGAAUGUGAGGGACUUAUUUGCUGAUGCUGAACAAGAUCAAAAAACACUAGGGGAUCAAAGUGAGUUGCAUGUUAUCAUUUUUGACGAAAUUGAUGCAAUUUGUAAGUCAAGAGGCUCGACUAGGGAUGGCACAGGAGUGCACGAUAGCAUCGUUAAUCAGCUUCUUACAAAGAUAGAUGGUGUGGAAGCUCUCAAUAAUGUGUUGCUCAUUGGUAUGACGAAUAGGAAGGAUUUGCUUGAUGAAGCUCUUUUGAGGCCUGGUCGUUUGGAAGUCCAAGUGGAGAUCAGCCUUCCUGAUGAACUUGGUCGUCUACAGAUUCUUCAAAUUCAUACAAAUAAGAUGAAAGAAAAUUCUUUUCUGUCUCCAGAUAUUAACUUGGAAGAGCUUGCUGCACGGACAAAGAAUUACAGUGGAGCAGAGCUUGAAGGUGUUGUCAAAAGUGCCGUUUCUUAUGCUCUAAAUCGACAGAUAAGCCCUGAUGAUCUUACUAAGACGAUAGAUGAGGAGAGCAUUAAAGUCACAAUGGAGGAUUUCUUGAAUGCUCUUCAUGAAGUUGUUCCUUCAUUUGGUGCUUCCAUGGACGACCUUGAGCGCUGCAGACUCAAUGGAAUCGUUGAUUGUGGUAAGCGACAUGAUCAUAUCUUCAAGAGAACUAUGUUAUUAUCAGAGCAAGUUAAAGUUAGCAGAGGUAGCCCGCUUGUCACAGUUCUUCUGGAAGGUCCAAGUGGCAGUGGUAAGACUGCAAUGGCAGCUACUGUUGGCAUUGGUAGUGAUUUCCCUUAUGUGAAGAUUAUUUCUGCUGAAUCAAUGAUUGGCCUCAGUGAAGCCAGUAAAUGUGCACAAAUUGUCAAGGUAUUUGAGGAUGCUUACAAGUCAACACUGAGCAUUAUUGUCCUUGAUGAUAUUGAAAGACUACUAGAAUAUGUUGCCAUUGGACCUCGCUUUUCAAACUUGAUUUCUCAGACGUUGAUGGUCCUCCUCAAACGACUUCCUCCUAAGGGUAAAAAUAUGUUGGUGAUUGGAACGACAAGUGAGGUAUCUUUCCUGGAGUCAGUUGGUGUCUGUGACGCUUUCUCGGUCACUUACCAUGUUCCUACAUUGAAGACCGAAGAUGCUAAACAGGUAUUGCAACAACUUAAGGUGUUUUCAGAUGAUGAUGUUGAUGCUGCGGCCGAGGCCUUGAAUGAUAUGCCAAUCAAGAGGCUGUAUAUGGUGGUAGAGAUGGCAGCACAAGGAGAAUCUGGUGGAAGUGCAGAGGCAAUCUAUUCCGGCAAGGAAACAAUCAAAAUGUCACAUUUCUAUGAGUGCCUCCAAGAUAUUGUCCGCUACUAGUGUGGGUGUUUUCCACUUCGAUUUCUACAGAAACAGAAAACUGGAAUUUUGAAUGAUGGCUUGUAAUUUUUCCUCCUCGAAGUUACAAUGAAUAUGACCACUACAUAGUAUGGCAGCAGAGUUUAGAAAAAAGGCUAUGCGUUUGUAGCAUUCUUUUUAAAGCUUUGAUUGGAGAUGUAUACCCUAUUUGUGAGAUUUAUUUUUGGAAGGGUAUAUCAUUGAUGUAUUAGCUUCUACAUUUUACAUUAUAUUUGUUCAUUAUGGUUUUUGACUCUA
Messenger RNA from Erigeron canadensis, 2662 nucleotides. Its product is annotated as vesicle-fusing ATPase. The coding region runs from base 170 to 2386 and encodes 738 amino acids. Gene Ontology annotation, molecular function: ATP hydrolysis activity; ATP binding. Gene Ontology annotation, biological process: Golgi to plasma membrane protein transport; intra-Golgi vesicle-mediated transport; SNARE complex disassembly. Gene Ontology annotation, cellular component: Golgi stack. The transcript is spliced from 21 exons. Lineage: Eukaryota; Viridiplantae; Streptophyta; Magnoliopsida; Asterales; Asteraceae. The record is from RefSeq and is a predicted model, not a curated record.